UGCUAAGAUAAGUAACUCAAAAGCACAAGAGAAAUGAUAAUUCUCUCUAUAUAUAUGUAUAUAACACCCUAAAUGAGACCUUCGUUCUCUCACAUGCCUUCUCUAAUGGCUUUGAUGGUAAACUCACUUGAAAUCUCCGUUGUCUUCUUCCUUAUUAGCCUUCUCGCCAUCUGUUUCUUCUUCUUCUUCAUCAACAAGAAAACCCACGCCGUCUUCCCCACAAACUGGCCGUUUCUCGGCAUGCUCCCUGCUCUGCUCCAAAUGUUGCACCAAAUCUAUGACUAUAGCGCCGAUCUUCUCGAGAGCUCUAACAUGACGUUUCUGCUCAAAGGCCCUUGGUUCGCGGGUAUAGACAUGCUGAUAACCGUCGACCCUGCCAAUAUCCACCACAUAAUGAGCUCAAACUUCUUGAAUUACACCAAAGGUCCCGAAUUCAACGAGGUUUUCGAAGUUUUCGGGGAAGCCAUAUUCAACACGGACUCGGAUCUGUGGAAGGACAAACGGAAAUCGGCUCAGGUCAUGCUCAACCAUCACGGGUUUCAAAGGUUUACGUUGAGCACGACGGUGAACAAGAUCAAGAAAGGGCUCGUUCCUCUCCUUGACCAUGCCGCUAAGUUAAAUGUCGCACUGGACUUGCAAGAUGUGUUCCAGAGGUUCGCCUUCGAUACGACCUUCUUCUUGGUUUCGGGGUUCGAUGCCAAGAGCCUCUCCAUCGAAAUGCCGGAGGUUGAGUUGGCCAGAGCCUUGGACGACGCAGAAGAAGCCAUUGUGUAUAGGCAUGUUAAGCCGAAAUUCUUGUGGAGGAUGCAGAAUUGGAUAGGGUUUGGAUCGGAGAAGAAGAUUAGAAGGGCUCGCGAAACGUUCGACCGUGUCUGCAGGAGAUAUAUUUCUGUUAAAAGGGAGGAGAUACGGACUGGGUUUCACUCAGAAGGAGAAUCCAUGGAUCUGCUGACGUCCUACAUGAAUUUGGACACGACCAAGUACAAGCUCUUGAACCCUAAAGAGGAUCAGUUCCUACAAGACAUCAUUCUCACUUUCAUGGUCGCCGGGACAAACACCAUCGCCUCCGCUCUCUCCUGGCUCUUCUGGAUUCUCUCCAAGAACCCUAAUGCUGUGGCCAAGAUCCGUGAAGAGAUCAGCACGAAACUGCCAAGCACCGGAAACCUCGAGCAUUCGUUCGAUCCAGCCGAGCUAAACAAGUUGGUGUACUUACACGGAGCGUUAUGUGAAACACUGAGGCUCUAUCCACCAGUUCCGUUUCAGCGAAAAUCUCCAAUAAAACCCGAUAUUCUUCCGAGCGGGCAUAAAGUUGACGCGAAAUUGAAGAUUAUAUUCGCUGUUUACGCGUUGGGGAGGGCGAGGGCCGUAUGGGGAGACGACGCAUCGGAAUUCAAGCCGGAGAGGUGGAUUUCGGACAAUGGAGGGUUGAAACACGUGCCGUCUUUCAAGUUCUAUUCUUUCGGGACCGGUCCGAGAACUUGCUUGGGAAGGGACGUAGCUUUCGUGCAGAUGAAGCUAGUAGCCAUGGAGUUAUUACAGAACUAUGACUUUAAGGUUGUCGAAGGGCACUUAGUUGAACCAGUUGUAUCCAUGAUCCUUCAGAUGAAGCAUGGUCUUAAAGUUACUGUUACCAAGAUGUGCUUGGCUUGAAGGAUAUAUAAAUUUAAUCCAUGCAAUGUUUUGUAUACGUUUUUUUUAAUUAAAUGUGAGGGUAAUAAAAAAAAUGCAUGUGUAAUAGUAAGGGAAUUGAAGUUGUUGUAUUGAUUAAAAUAUUUGAAUUAAAAUAUUUGAAUUU
Messenger RNA from Tarenaya hassleriana, 1795 nucleotides. Its product is annotated as alkane hydroxylase MAH1-like. Gene Ontology annotation, molecular function: oxidoreductase activity, acting on paired donors, with incorporation or reduction of molecular oxygen; heme binding; monooxygenase activity. NCBI's taxonomy places the organism in Eukaryota, Viridiplantae, Streptophyta, Magnoliopsida, Brassicales, Cleomaceae. The transcript has a single exon. The coding region runs from base 73 to 1650 and encodes 525 amino acids. The record is from RefSeq and is a predicted model, not a curated record.